UAUCAGCGCCUGCCAUGGGGAAUCCGGUUUCCCGACGGAGCCGUUGCUGCGGCAACCUCGGGGCUGGGAUUGGGGAGCUCUUGUUCGCUCCACAAGAGGCUCCUCUGUGUGCGGGUCACCCGAUAGCCCCCCCGGGCUCCCCCCCCGGCUCCAUUGGCUCCCAUUGCACGGCCCAGGACACCGGAUCCAGCGGAGGGAGGAGGGAUGGGAUGGAGCCGGCAGUGGUGCUGAGUGAUGGGGAUGCCGGGAUCCCACUGGGGCAUCCGAGGCUCUUCCAGGAAACCCUCCCGUGGCUCUAGAUGUGCUUUAAGCUCCUUCCAACCCAUUCCCGUGAUUCCAUGAUCCUAUGACCCACAGGGCACAGCCUCAUGGCAAAGGUCAAAGCAGGACCCAAACACCCCCAAAGUGACUCAGCAUCCCCAUCCCAUAGCACUGAUGGGGCUGGAUGUGCUCCUGUCCACCAGCCUGGAGCGCUGUGGGGUGAAGCGGCCCCUGGGUACCACGGAUGCGGGUUCCCUGUAUCCCGGCCCCCGGCAGGGGGGCCCAGCGGUGCCAGCCGGACUGUCCAGCCCUGGUAUCAGAUCCUCCCGCAGGGAGGGGGCCUGGAGCUUAUUUAACGGCCCCGCUUAGCCCAGCCCGGAGCACUCGGAGCAGCAGAGCUCAGCCGGAAUCAUGGCCUCGCAGCUGGAAGGGGCCAUGGAGACGCUCAUCAACGUCUUCCAUCACUACUCGGGCAAAGAGGGGGACAAGUACAAGCUGAGCAAGAAGGAGCUGAAGGAGCUGCUGCAGAGCGAGCUGGGCUGCUUCCUGGAGACCCAGAAGGACACGGGAGCCGUGGAGAAGAUCAUGCAGGACCUGGAUGAGAACGGCGAUGGGGAAGUGGACUUCCAGGAGUACGUGGUCCUGGUGGCCGCCCUGACCGUGGCCUGCAACACCUUCUUCUGGGAGAGCGCCUGACCCCAUCCCGGCUGAGCACCCCAAAGCACAGAGCAUCCUGUCCCCAGCUCCCCUCCGCUUCCCAGCCCGCAGCAUCCCACUGGGAUCCAGCUCCAUAAUAAAGGCAGCCCU
Melopsittacus undulatus (budgerigar) is the source of this 1068-nucleotide messenger RNA. Its product is annotated as protein S100-A1. NCBI's taxonomy places the organism in Eukaryota, Metazoa, Chordata, Aves, Psittaciformes, Psittaculidae. Gene Ontology annotation, molecular function: calcium-dependent protein binding; S100 protein binding; calcium ion binding. The coding region runs from base 673 to 957 and encodes 94 amino acids. Gene Ontology annotation, cellular component: sarcoplasmic reticulum; cytoplasm. Gene Ontology annotation, biological process: regulation of heart contraction. The transcript is spliced from 3 exons. The record is from RefSeq and is a predicted model, not a curated record.